UGACAGCCAAUGGACAUGGAGAAGGGGCGGGAUUGUCCGGUAAGACUGGGCCUGCGGAAGCCGGCAGAGUUCAGUCUCGUUCCGUCCUCGGCUGCUUUUGUUGUUGCAGCGGUUGGCCCCAUGGAGACCUCCGAAGCUCUCUCCGGUCCAGGCCUCUUCUACUGGGCGGGGUUGCUGACGGUCGCGUACAUCGCGUUGCGGAUCCUCUACCAUGUGGUGAACGCCAUCCGGCUGUGGGUCGUGGGCGACCCCAAAGCUGUGGGCCCGCACCUUGGCGCCUGGGCGGUUAUCACGGGAGCUACUGAUGGAAUUGGAAAAGCUUAUACAGAAGAGUUAGCUAGGCGAGGAAUGAAGGUGGCUCUUAUCAGCAGAUCUCAAGAGAAACUGGAUCAGGUUGCCAGUGAAAUAAGUGAGAAGUUCAAAGUAGAAACAAAAACUAUUGUUGCCGACUUUGAAGAUCGAGAAGCUAUUUAUGAUAAGAUAAAAGAGGAAUUGGAAGGUCUUGAGAUUGGUAUCCUAGUGAACAAUGUGGGUGCUUCCUAUUCAUAUCCUCAAUACUUUCUUGAGAUCCCAGACCUGGAUAAAGCAAUUGACAGAUUGAUUAACAUUAAUGUCUUAUCAGUAUGCAAGAUGACACGAUUGGUGCUGCCUCGCAUGCUGGAAAGGUCCAAGGGAGUAAUAGUGAAUAUUUCCUCUUUUGCUGGGUAUAACCCAGUUCCAUUUGUUACCCUUUACUCAGCAACCAAGGCUUUUGUGGAUUUCUUCUCUCGGGGUCUCAAUGCAGAAUACAAAAAACAUGGUGUCAUUGUGCAGAGUGUUCAACCAUAUCUUGUGAUGACAAAAAUGACUAAGCUUCGCAGACAGUCCUUCUUUGUAACUACUCCUGAAAUAUUCGUCAAGUAUGCCCUCAAUACAGUUGGUCUUGAGACCCAGACUUCUGGAUGCCCAAGUCAUUCUUUAGUGGCCUGGUAUAGCAGAACUAUACCCAAGUGGUAUCGCACAAAGCUCUUGGUUGACAUGUGCUUGAAAGCAAGAGCCCAUAAUUUGAAGAAACUAAAGGAGAACUGAGCUUCAUCAUCUUGACAAGAUCCACAUUCAAGCACCAAAUACUUUGUCAUAUCUUACAUUCUUUGAACAGUGUGAUCUUUUUUUAAGAAUCAGAGACCAACAUGAGGCAAGAGAAAGCUGAGUGAAAGGAAGAGGGAAAAGGCCAGACUCAACCUGUAAACUUUUUUUUUUGCCCCUUUGUUUUAAAAUGUACUUUGUUAGAUAAAACCUGAGAUAAUGUGCUAACUUUAUUUUAAUGCACUUACACUGGCAAACUUUGUCAAUGUGAGAAUUUUGUUGAAAGCAGUACUUGGUCACCAUACACUGUUUAUAGUUGUCAGAAUGAAAUAUACAUUGUUUUCAGAAAUAAGAAUCUAUUAAUAUUUUUACCUAAUCCUUACGAGAAAUUGCACUUUGGUAAUUAUUUGUGAAUUUGGACUAGUCCUGUUUCAUAUCAUAUGGUGGCUGCAAGAUCUUUGCCUUGUCAGUGUUGAGCCCAACCUGUGAUGGAUGUCUUCAGAUGUCCCACACCCAUGUGGAUGUCUCCUUUGGGCAAUUUGGAGGUGAGAAAGAAGGAAAACCGUCAUUUUACAGUGCAAUCCUAUGCAGUUACUCCAGUCUAAGCCCACUGAAAUUAAUGGGAUCAGACUGGAGUAACUGUUUAGGCUUGCACCAAUCUACCUUUAUUGAAAUAGGGUUGAGUAAAUAUAAGGGAAGGAUGCUUUUAUUUCAAUUACCUUGUGGUAUAAUAUGAACUGCAAAAACCUAAUACAAUAUUCUUUGUACAUGCAGCCACAGCCCAACUCAUCUUCAGAGAACAUAGGAUUGUAAAUGUGACAGUUGCAAUAUAUGUAAUUCGAGGGAAAAGUCUUAAUGUAAUAGCUAUGUAGAUCUAAUAUACUGGCAAAACUACUGUUAUUAAAUCUAAUCAUUUUAAUAAAAUGAUCCAUACGGGUUAUACCAAAGGGUUGGAGAGAGAUGAUACAGCCUGCAGUAACAUAUUACCACUCUAUGCUUGGUAAUUGCCCUAUAAAUUAUUGUCUAUACCAGAAAUGUGAUUGAAGUUAAAUUCUGGAGAUUUGUGUUACAGGCAUAAUGAAAAGUAUUUGUGAGGAAAAAACAUAUUUUUGCCUGUCUUUAAGUGCAAAAUUAAGAAUAUCUUUGUUUCAUCUGUUCAGACUAGAUGUUUGAGUGUAAAUAAAAUGAAAAUCUGAUGGUUUAGAUCUUUCCCUGCAUCCCCCCUGCUGCUGGAGGAAAGGGAAGACUCUGCUAGCUUCUUCCACAAGCUUUUCCUUGGGGAUCAAACCCUAUUAGUUUAAAUACUUAUUUGCAGGAAAUAACUUCUAUUACCAUAUUCCGUACCAAAUGAAAUUGGUGUUAAAAGCAAAAAACAAAACAAAAAUCCUUGGGCAAUGUUAUCAAUUGAGGCUUAUGGUAGCAUAAUAUUAGUAAACUUUGAGUGAGUAUAAGAGUAUAGAAAGCAGAAGUUUCCCACUCCCCAACUACUGCACUAAAUUUUGGUCUUUCUUGAAAUACAUUGCCUUUUCAAGUUGUAUGUGCACAGAAAAAUCAAUCUUACCAUUUGAGCACAUUUGUUAAUACUACAAAAGCAUCUUGAUUUCUUUUGUUGCCCUUGGCGGAAUAAUGGAAGGCUCCAAUUUGAGAGUUAAAGUGUGUUUAAAUGUUACUGUACAUAGAAGAUAAAUGAAAACCGAUGUGAUGGUGCUGAUCAGGUAUGGGAAAUGAGUGUUUUCCAGGAAAUAUGCUUUUGAGCUUUUGGUAUUUGAAAGGGCAGAUUUUGGCCACAAUAGUUACACUACAACUAUUUUGAAGUGGUGGAAAGGGGCUUUGAAAUAACUGGCAUGCAUAUGCUUACAGAGUGCUUUUUCUAACCCUUUACUGUAAAACUGAAAUUUAAAAUAAACAGUUCUCUGAAUGUUUAA
Molecule: messenger RNA, 2990 nt
Organism: Eublepharis macularius
Lineage: Eukaryota; Metazoa; Chordata; Lepidosauria; Squamata; Eublepharidae
Gene: HSD17B12
Product: hydroxysteroid 17-beta dehydrogenase 12
Exons: 11
Coding region: 10-1068 (352 amino acids)
Cellular component (GO): endoplasmic reticulum
Molecular function (GO): oxidoreductase activity
Source: RefSeq, a predicted model, not a curated record